CCAGUCGCAUGCAGUGGAGCAGUGUCGCCGUGCUAGACCCCCCUGGCGGCUCUUAUAUAUCUUUUAUCUUCACUGUGGGCGAUGGCAUGGCGCUCGCUAUGGUAAUCUUCUACAUUAUAAUCGCGAUGCUCCCAGCAUGAACCGCACUAGUUAUCUAUGCCGCUUUGUUGGCUUCUAGUUCUACUAGUAUCUAUAGUCGAGAGAGGAUUGCAACAGGAGCACACACAUGAUAUUAGUACUUAUAGGGUUAGCGAUGGUUUGCGAAAUCCUUAAGGGACUCCUUUAAGUGGCCUCCUUAAGGA
Molecule: messenger RNA, 302 nt
Organism: Amoebophrya sp. A25
Lineage: Eukaryota; Dinophyceae; Syndiniales; Amoebophryaceae
Source: the annotation of a GenBank genome assembly